AUGGAAAGAAAUAAUCACACUGUGGUUACAGAGUUUGUGUUUUUGGGACUCACCAAUUCUUGGUAUAUGCAGCUUUUCAUCUUUCUAUUCUCUUCUGUGUUUUAUGUGGCAAGCAUGAUGGGAAACUUCCUGAUUAUUCUUACAGUGACUUCUGACCCUUGUUUACAUUCACCCAUGUACUUCCUGCUGGCCAACCUGUCCUUCACUGACCUAGGAGUUUCUUCUGUUUCUUCCCCCAAGAUGAUAUAUGACAUUUUCAAAAAACGUAAGGUCAUAUCGUUCUCUGGCUGCAUCACUCAGAUGUUCUUUAUUCACUUGAUUGGUGGUGUUGAAAUGGUAUUGCUUAUAGCCAUGGCCUUUGACAGAUAUGUUGCCAUAUGUAAGCCUCUCCAUUAUUUGACUAUUAUGAGUCCAAGGAUGUGUGCUAUGUUCCUGGUGGCUGCUUGGAUCAUUGGCUUCAUCCACUCAGUGAUCCAGCUGGCUUUUGUUGUUAAUCUGCCAUUUUGUGGCCCUAAUGAAUUGGACAGCUUUUAUUGUGACCUCCCUCGGUUCAUCAGACUUGCUUGCACACAUACAGAUAGAUUAGAGUUCAUGGUCACUGCCAACAGUGGCUUCAUUUCCUUGGGUUCUUUCUGUAUCUUGAUCAUCUCCUACAUUUUCAUCCUAGUAACUGUUCAGAAGAAUUCUUCAGGUAGUUCUUCCAAGGCUCUCUCUACUCUGUCAGCUCAUAUCACUGUUGUGAUUUUGUUUUUUGGUCCCUUGAUCUUUUUUUAUAUCUGGCCAUUCCCCACAUCACACUUGGAUAAGUUUCUUGCCAUUUUUGAUGCAGUUCUUACUCCUUUUCUCAAUGCAGUCAUUUAUACACUGAGAAACAAAGAGAUGAAGAUGGCAAUGAAAAAAGUGUGUAAUCAGCUUAUAAAUUUCAAGAAAAUUUCUUAA
Molecule: messenger RNA, 939 nt
Organism: Sarcophilus harrisii (Tasmanian devil)
Lineage: Eukaryota; Metazoa; Chordata; Mammalia; Dasyuromorphia; Dasyuridae
Product: olfactory receptor 4F6-like
Exons: 1
Coding region: 1-939 (312 amino acids)
Biological process (GO): G protein-coupled receptor signaling pathway
Cellular component (GO): membrane
Molecular function (GO): G protein-coupled receptor activity; olfactory receptor activity
Source: RefSeq, a predicted model, not a curated record